Pogona vitticeps (central bearded dragon) is the source of this 3419-nucleotide messenger RNA. RefSeq lists its product as uncharacterized. Lineage: Eukaryota; Metazoa; Chordata; Lepidosauria; Squamata; Agamidae. Gene Ontology annotation, molecular function: RNA polymerase II cis-regulatory region sequence-specific DNA binding; DNA-binding transcription factor activity, RNA polymerase II-specific. Gene Ontology annotation, biological process: regulation of transcription by RNA polymerase II. The record is from RefSeq and is a predicted model, not a curated record.
UGAGAACAGCGCGCCUACGUUUCCCACUUUAUGGUCUUCCGUGAACGUCCGCGGGCGACGGGCCUCCUCGCGAGGAAGAAGAAAGGGCCCAGAAGGAUGCCAGCAACAAGGAUCCCUUUUUCCGUUGCUUGUGAUGGAGCUGAACCAGAUCAGGGUUCAGUGGCCUUUGAGGAGGUGGCCGUAUACUUCACUUGGGAGGAGUGGGCACUGCUGGAUCCCGACCAGAAGGCCCUCCACCAGGAAGUCAUGGAGGAGAACUGGAAAACAGCGUCCGCUCUUGGGGCUGGAUGGAGGCCAGCAACAAAUGUUUCCUCCCCUCUUCCUUGGGAUGGAGCUGAACCAGAUCAGGGUCCAGUGACUUUUGAGGAGGUGGCCGUGUCCUUCACCCAGGAGGAGUGGGCGCUGCUGGAUCCUGACCAGAGGGCCCUCCACCAGGAGGUCAUGGAGGAGAACUGGCAAACGAUAUCCUCCCUCGGACAUAACUGGAGGGAGAAAUAUAUAUGUCUAAAAAGUGAAAAGAAUUUUAGACAUAAAUUAGAGCUUGCCAAAGACCAGAGAACCUACAUAGAAGAAGAAAGCUGUGUGCAAGAGAAGCCCUAUGAACCCCUCAUAUGUGGAAAACAUUUGGCCAUGAUGUGUCACAAAAAAGCCCAAGAUGGAAAGAAGCACUUUGUAAAUGAAGUAUCUGAGAAAAGUUUUGAUUGUAAGUUACUCCUUGUAAGCUAUCAAAGGGCCCACGCAGGAGAAAAACCAUACCAAUGCCAGGAGUGUGGGAAAUCCUUCGCUUGGAAUUCAAGCCUUCUCAUCCAUCAGAGAGUCCACACAGGAGAAAAACCGUACAAAUGUCAGGACUGUGGGAAAUAUUUUGCUCGCAGUUCACGGCUUGUGAGUCAUAAGAGAAUCCACACAGGAGAGAAACCAUACACAUGCCAGGAAUGUGGAAAAUGUUUUGCUCAGAUUUCAUACCUUGUAUUUCAUAAGAGAAUCCACACAGGAGAGAAACCAUACAAAUGUCAGGAAUGUGGGAAAUGUUUUUCUCACAAUUCAAGCCUUUUCAGUCAUAAGAGAGUCCACACAGGAGAGAAACCGUAUGAAUGCCAGGAAUGUGGGAAAUGUUUCGCUCAUAGUUCACGACUUACAAUUCAUAAGAGAGUCCACACCGGAGAAAAACCAUACAAAUGCCAGGAAUGUGGGAAAUGUUUUGCUCAAAAUUCAAACCUUGUGAAUCAUAAGAGUGUCCACACAGGAGAGAAACAAUUCAAAUGCCAGGAAUGUGGGAAAUGUUUUCUUCAGAAUUCACAGCUUGUGAGUCAUAAGAAAGUCCACACAAGGGAGAACCCAUACAAAUGCCAGGAAUGUGGGAAAUGUUUUGCACAAAAUUCAAAUCUUGUGAAACAUAAGAGACUCCAUACAGGAGAGAAGCCGUACAAAUGUCAGAAUUGUGCAAAAUGUUUUGCUAACAGUUCAGUGCUUGUGAGUCAUAAGAGAGUCCACACAAGGGAGAACCCGUACAAAUGCGAGGAAUGUGGGAAAUGUUUUUCUCAGAAUUCAAACCUUGUGAAACAUAAGAGACUGCACACAGGAGAGAAACCGUACAAAUGCCAAGAAUGUGAUAAAUGUUUUGCCCAGAAAUCACAGCUUGUGAGUCAUAACAGAGUCCAUGCAAGAGGAAAACCAUACAAAUGCCAGGAAUGUGGGAAAUGUUUCAUUUACAAUUCGCUUCUUGUGUGUCAUAAGAGAGUCCACACAGGAGAGAGACAGUACAAGUGCCAGGAAUGUGGGAAAUGUUUUGCUCGCAGUUCAAACCUUGUGAGGCAUACGAGUGUUCACACAGGAGAGAAACCGUACAAAUGCCAGGAGUGUGGGAAAUGUUUUGCUCGCAGUUCAAACCUUUUGAGGCAUAUGAGUGUCCACACAGGAGAGAGACAGUACAAGUGCCAGGAAUGUGAGAAAUGUUUUGCUCGCAGUUCAAACCUUUUGAGGCAUAUGAGUGUUCACACAGGAGAGAAACCGUACAAAUGCCAGGAGUGUGGGAAAUGUUUUGCUCGCAAUUCACAGCUUGUGAAUCACAAGAGAGCCCACACAGGAGAAAAACUAUACAAAUGCCAGGAGUGUGGGAAAUGUUUUGCUCGCAAUUCACAGCUUGUGAAUCACAAGAGAGCCCACACAGGAGAAAAACUAUACAAAUGCCAGGAGUGUGGGAAAUGUUUUGCUCGCAAUUCACAGCUUGUGAAUCACAAGAGAGCCCACACAGGAGAAAAACUAUACAAAUGCCAGGAGUGUGGGAAAUGUUUUGCUCGCAAUUCACAGCUUGUGAAUCACAAGAGAGCCCACACAGGAGAAAAACUAUACAAAUGCCAGGAGUGUGGGUUCAGACAGAACAUAAUAGAUGAGAGGAUGACCUGGCAACUCUUGGCUCGAACAAAAUGUGGGGAGAAGCACAGUGGCCUUUUGUGAGUAAGGCACCAAAGCUUUAACUGUUAAUGUUGGUGUCCAGAACUUUGCAUUACAUUGUACACAUAGGGAGACGAUGGAGGAAUUAGCAUAAAAGCCUGGUCCAGAGCAAACAGUGACCACAUUUGUUUAGCAGUGUGUCUGAUAUUUUCUUCUGCCCAAGGAGAAGAGGCUGGACUCAAUGCCAAACACCAAAGAAUCUACACAGAAGAAAGCUUAUGUGUCACAAAAGGGCCCAAGCUGGAAAGAAGCACUUUGUAAAUGAAGUUUCUCAGAAAGGUUUAGAUUGCAAGUUACUCUUAGUAAGCUACCAAAGACUCCACACAGGAGAGUGGGGGAAAUAUUUUGCUUGCAAUUCAUGGCUUGUGAGUCAGGAGAGAAACCUUACAAAUGCCAGGAGUGUGGGAAAUGAUUUGCGCAGGGUUCAUACCUUGUAUUUCGUAAGAGAGUUGACUUGUGUCUGUGGUUUCUGGGCCUCUCUUUCGUGGGGGCUGCUCUCUUCACUAAGGAUGAGGUUUGCAGUCUGGGCGUGCUGUUGGACUCAACACUAUAAGUAAAUACCACCAUAUCUUCCCCAACCUGUCUGCCUUGCAUGCAUUUCCAUGCUAACUUCAAGAUGAUGAUGCUGACAUAUAGGGCCCUAAAAGGUUUGGGCCUCGACACCUGGCAGAGCGCCUUCUUCCAGUGAAAUCUGUCUACCCCACUUGAUCAUCCCAGGCCGGACGGUUGAGCUCACUGACCCCGAGAGACGCCUGGAAAAAGACUAUGUUCAGACAGGCGUUUCCAGAUACUGUACCAACAGCACAGAGUUUCUUUCAAUCUUAGACUACCAGCUCUGCCAUCUUGCUGUGUCAAUGUUUUAAUGUUUAUGCUUUAAGUUUGCAUUAUCAAUUGUUUUCGUGUUCUUCUCUUUUUAGUUUAACAGCUGACUGGUAUUUUUAUUUAAUUUUUAUAUUGUUAUGUUU